GAGGCUAAAGAUGGUGUGGAGCGCCUACAGGAAGAAUUUUUCAACCUGAAAUCCGAUGCGCAAGAAUAUCUCUUGGAGAAGGAGAGUCAGGAUCCAAAGAUUAUUCGAAAGUUUCAAGAUUAUCUCCUGGAAAUGCCAGUUGCAAAAAAGCGAAUUCACAUUCGGUUCUUCAGUAGAAAUGAGGAGGAAAUCCUGGAUGCUAAAACUAUACGAAAGCUCUUUGUUAUUCUCGGGCACUACUGCAACUACUCCAACUACGAGAUAAUCUUUCACGUUGUCAAGAAGUUCUGUCAUGGACUAAAGGGAAGAAUGACUAGUUAUCGUGAUUCUCUCGUUGCUUUUGAAAAGUCUACAACAGUCGAUAUCUACCUCUGUGCCAUUUCAGCUCGUCCUGGUGGUGCAAUCAUGGAAGGUUUCAUCCGCAUGACCGUGAAGCUCAACAAGCCACCCUCUGAGUGUUUGCUGUACGAAAUCCGAGAGUUGAAGGAGACCAUUCAGGAGACGGCAGCUCUGGAGUCCUAUGCCAUGUACAUCGAGAUCCCAGGGGAAGGCUCUGUACGUGUGAGCCUGCGUAUUCACGAGGCGGUUGGUUGGAUGGUGGGUGUGGUCCUCCUAACUGCCGAGUUCAGACAGGAACAUCUCCUGACAGAGGUAUCUGCGAAGAGAGGGAUUGUAGUGUAUCUUGUAGGUCUCAUGGAAUACCUGCGUGAUGAGCUGAGGUCUGGCUCCCGGAGAGGAUACCUUGAGAAAGUAAUGUCACUAAUCGACGCUGGAGUCAAUGUGAAUGUCUUUGAUUUGUAUGGGCAUGGAGAAUCUGCACUGAUAGUGGCUGCCAGGGAAGGCAGGACUGAAGUUGUUUCACUGCUACUAGAGACUGGAGCUAACACUGACCUACAGAAUAUGUAUGGAGACUCUGCACUGAUGAUGGCUGCCAGGAUGGGUAGGACUGCAGUUGUUUCACUACUAAUAGAGGUUGGAGCUAACGCUGACCUACAGAACAAGAAUGGAGACUCUGCACUGAUGUUGGCUGUCAAGUGGGGUAGGACUGAAGUUGUUUCACUGCUAAUAGAGGUUGGAGCUAACGCUUACCUACAGAACAAGGAUGGAGACUCUGCACUGAUGUUGGCUGUCAAGUGGGGUAGGACUGAAGUUGUUUCACUGCUACUAGAGGUUGGAGCUAACGCUGACCUACAGAACAAGUAUGGAAAUUCUGCAUUGACGAUAGCUGUCAGGGGGGGUUGGACUGAAGUUGUUUCACUGCUACUAGAGGUUGGAGCUAACGCUUACCUACAGAACAAGGAUGGAGACUCUGUACUGAUGAUGGCUGCCAGGAAGGGUAAGGCUGCAGUUGUUUCACUACUAAUAGAGGUUGGAGCUAACGCUGACCUACAGAACAAGUAUGGAGAUUCUGCACUGACGAUAGCUGUCAUGGGGGGUUGGACUGAAGUUGUUUCACUGCUACUAGAGGUUGGAGCUAACGCUGACCUACAGAACAAGUAUGGAGAUUCUGCACUGACAAUAGCUGUCAGGGGGGGUUGGACUGAAGUUGUUUCACUACUUGUUUCACUGGACCGUCAACAGAAUAAGGGUUGUGAGCUGCUGAUGCUUGCUUCUAAGGGAGGAGAAUUGAAGACAAUUACCGUACUGAUCACAGCUGGAGUUAAUGUUAAUCAUGUGGCUGAGGAUGGAUACUCUGCACUGAUGAUGGCUACCAGGGAGGGUAGGACUGAAGUUGUUUCACUACUGGUGAAGGCUGGAGCUAACACUGACCUGCAGAAUAAGAAUGGAGACUCUGCACUGAUGAUGGCUGCCAGGAUGUUAGUACUGAAAUUAUGUCUCUACUGCUGAAGGCUGGGGCUAACACUGAUCUGAUAAAUAAGAAUGGAAACUCUGCGCUGAUGAUGGUGGCUGCCGGGCAGGGUAGGGCUGGAGUUGUUUCACUGCUACUAGAGGCCGGAGCUAACACUGACCUACAGAAUAAGAAUGGAGACUCUGCACUGACGAUGGCUACCAGGGAUGGUAGGACUGAAGUUAUUUCACUGCUACUAGAAGCUGGAGCUAACACUGACCUACAGAAUCAUGAUGGAGACUCUGCACUGAUGAUGGCUGCCAGAGAGAGUAGUACUACAGUUGUUGCACUACUGGUGAAGGCUGGGGCUAACACUGACCUACAGAAUAAGGAUGGAGACUCUGCACUGAUGAUGGCCGUCAGCAGUUGGAGUAAGACAAAAGUUGUUCCCAUGCUAGUAAAAGCUGGUGCUGCACUGGACCUGCAGAACAAGGAAGGAGACUCAGCUGUGAUCAUAGCUACAGUUAGGUACCAUUUGCCAGUGUUGAAGGAGUUGGUCAGAGCUGGAGCUGACCUCAACCUACAGAACCAGGAGGGGUUGACGGCCCUGAUGAUAUCCUCAAGAACUGGUAGAACUGAUCUCACAGAGAUACUCCUGUCAGGAGAGAACAUCUCUCUUGAUAUUCAGAGUGUCAUUGGAUGGUCAGCUCUUUUCUUUGCUGUUGACAACGGAGAUGCAGCAACAACGAAAUUACUGCUUAAGGCAGGGGCUGACCCUUUCCUUGGAGGCCAUGGGCUUACAGCUAUGGAUGUUGCUUCUGCUAACACCCCUGCCCCUACCCAUUCUUUGUUCAGAACUCGGAGUGCUGAGGGUCGUAGGCACAGAGCUAUGCAUCGGCUUCUAAGCAAACACAUGAAGAAACCCUCAAAACAGAAAGUGUCACCAGCAGAAUCAUCUCAGGAGCAUCCAGAACCUCUGCAAUCAGCAGAAUCAUCUCUGGAGCCUCCACAAUCAGCAGAAUCAGCAGAAUCAUCUCUUGAGCAUCCGCAAUCAGCAGAAUCAUCUCUGGAGCCUCUGCAAUCAGCAGAAUCAUCUCACGAGCUAGCAGAGUCUCAAGAGUCAUCAGUAGCCACAAGACUCUCUCAGAGCCUACUAAAACGGCUGAAGAGUGGCAGACAAGCAGCAAAGCAGGCAUUUCUUCGUCUGGAGUCGAGAGUCCUGAGACCCAAUAAGAGGAAGAUUGAGCGGCCAGAGAGAGGUGGUGGAGAGGGAGAGGAGGGAGUCAGGAGACAGCAGAAACCAUACCUGCAGCCACUACCACUUGAAGAAGAGGAGUUAAGAGAUGGAAUAUUUGUCCAGACUUGCUGAGUCCUAAUUUACUUUUACUUAUUUUUAUUCUUGUUCUGUGAAUAGAAAUAAUUUUUACUUACAGAAAAACACGACCGCA
Messenger RNA from Geodia barretti, 3237 nucleotides. The record is from the annotation of a GenBank genome assembly. NCBI's taxonomy places the organism in Eukaryota, Metazoa, Porifera, Demospongiae, Tetractinellida, Geodiidae.